Cyprinodon variegatus (sheepshead minnow) is the source of this 1432-nucleotide messenger RNA. It is a transcript of the gene prlh2r, whose product is annotated as prolactin-releasing peptide receptor-like. Gene Ontology annotation, biological process: G protein-coupled receptor signaling pathway. Gene Ontology annotation, molecular function: neuropeptide binding; neuropeptide Y receptor activity. The transcript has 3 exons. Bases 65 to 1282 code for a protein of 405 amino acids. The record is from RefSeq and is a predicted model, not a curated record. Lineage: Eukaryota; Metazoa; Chordata; Actinopteri; Cyprinodontiformes; Cyprinodontidae. Gene Ontology annotation, cellular component: neuron projection; plasma membrane.
GACUCCAUGCAAGGAAGACGACGCAAACAAGUGCUGAACCUUCCAACGAACACCUGAAACAGCCAUGGACUGGGAGAAAACGUCUAAUCAGUCCAGAAUGAACUCCUCGGCCCCAGCCUCUGACUCUUCUUCUUCCUUCCCUUCAUCCUGCUGCAAUUCUUCUCACCUCCUCUUCCACCCAUCGCUGUUUCCAGUCCCCGCGUUUUCUGGCUUUGACCUACUGUUCAGUCUGAAGCUCCUCUUCAUUCCCCUCUACUCUGCCGUGGUAUUGAUUGCCUGCUCUGGGAACCUCCUCCUCCUCUUCCUCAUCUGGCACAACAAAAAAAGACACAACACAACAAAUUUCCUUAUCAGCAACUUGGCGCUCGUCGACCUGGUGAUGUGCAUCUUCUGCGUCCCUUUGACGGCCUCCUAUGCCUUUGAUAGACGUGGAUGGGUGUUUGGAUACCACAUGUGCCAUUUUGUUACCGUGAUGCAGUCCACAGCUGUAUACGCCGCAGUCCUGUCCCUCAUGGCCAUUGCAGUAGACCGUUACAUAGUUGUAGCUUAUCCUAUUCGCAAAAGAGCGGGAUGCCAGUUCUGCUGCUGCCUGGUAGUACUGAUCUGGUUGUCAUCUUUGGCCUUAUCCACCCCAACUGCCCUUCACACAGUGUACCUGGAGCUGCAUGCUGCGGGCCUGGAGAUGGCAGUCUGUGAGGAGUUUUGGGAUGGCCAGGAACAAGGCCGACUCAUUUACUCCUGUUUCAUCCUCUUCUUUUCCUACUUUGUUCCACUGGCUGCAGUGUCCAUUUCUUACUGUGCUAUAUCAUACCAGCUGAAGCGGAGGACCACGUCAGGUUUGACGGCUUGUCCCGAGCUGAGAUGUGCACGGGCCGCCUGGAGUAGACGACGUAAGAAGACCUUCUGUCUGCUGCUGGUGUCUGUCCUCUGCUUUGCUUUCUCUUGGCUUCCCUUACAGGUGGUGAAUCUGAUCUGUGACCUGGACACAGACUUCACCAUACUGGGGAAAAACUACAUUAAUGUCAUCCAGGUGUCUGCCCACCUGUUGGCCAUGAGCUCAGCCUGCUACAACCCCUUCAUCUAUGCUUCGCUGCACAAUAAAUUUCUGUCCUACAUCUGUAUCAAACCUCUGACUCGGAGGGGAAAAGAAAAGUACGGAGGUCGGGGGUCGAGCGUCCUGACGAAUUCUCACAGAUUGCCACGUCUCAACACCUUUACAACUGUGGCUGAUUUACCUGCUGUUGUUCUGAAUGACCUUGUUGAAAAAGAAAUAUACUUCUGACGCGCUUUGUUUUGCCUAACAAAAGGAGAAAGGAUUUUCAAAGCAUGUCCACAAACAGCCCUAAAAGUAGAUGGGAUGCAGGAAGCUUCUUUUUCUCCGCAGCUUUGAUUUUAAUCUUGCCUUUAUUGCAACAAAUGAUGAAAUUAAUAG